Molecule: messenger RNA, 1185 nt
Organism: Oldenlandia corymbosa var. corymbosa
Lineage: Eukaryota; Viridiplantae; Streptophyta; Magnoliopsida; Gentianales; Rubiaceae
Source: the annotation of a GenBank genome assembly
AUGGAGAUGAGAGUUCGAAGUGGAGGGCACGAUUUCGAGGGAAGUUCCUACAUUUCUCGAGUACCCUUUUUCGUACUCGAUAUGUAUAACUUUCGAUCAAUCGUUGUGGAUUCGGAUUCAAAAACUGCCUGGAUGGGCGUAGGAUUGACUCUUGGUGAAACAUAUUAUAAAAUUAAUGAGAAAAAAACCACAUUGGCUUGCCCAGCUGGAUACUGGCCAAGUGUUGGUGUUGGAGGACAUAUUGGUGCUGGUGGAUAUGUAAUUCUUUCAUACAAAGUAAGACUGUUUGAAGUUCCUGUUCGGGUUUCCGGGUUUAACGUGAAAAGAACCCUGGAACAAGGCGCAAUUCAGCUAGUCCAUAAAUGGCAACAAAUUUCUCCCAAAAUGCCAGUAAAAUUAGGCCUCACAGUCCAAUUAUACAGCAUUGUUAACUCAGCUGAAUCUGGGAAGAAAACUAUCUUAACCGAAUUCAUCACGACUUAUCGUGGUGGGAUUAAUCAGCUGCUUUCGAUCAUGAGACGUUAUUUCCCUGAAUUGGGAGUGACCCGAAAAGAUUGUCAGGAAAUGCCAUGGAUCAAAAGCUAUCCAUUCUCGCUUGGAGUUCCAAUUGAUGAUAACAACAAUUUGAACGUGAAAGAUUUCUUGACAAACAGAGGUUCACUAGGGGACCCGUCUGGUUUCAAAUGGAAAGUCGAUUUUACGGAGGAUCCAAUUCCACCAGAAGGACUAGAGAAGAUAUUCAGCAAGCUCCAUGAAGUUCCUCCAAUGACAGCUCAAUUGGGAUGGACGAUUUUAGGAGGAGGGAUCAUGGAUAAAAUCCCUGAAUCCCGAAUUCCAUUCCCACAUCGGCGUAAACUGAUGGUGAUGCGUCACGUCGUGUUCUGGAACAAAAAUGACACGUCAGUAGUAGCACAAACACGAAUUGAUUGGAUGCAACAACUUCAUAGGAUCAUCGGGCCAUACGUUCCGAAUAAUCCUAGGGCUGCCUAUGCCGGAUACCGGGAUUUCGAAUUGGGAGUGAACGUUGUUGAGAAUCGUGAUCAGACGAGCGAUGUUGAGAAUGCAAGAAUGUGGGGAAGUGCAUAUUUCAAGAACAAUUUUGACAGGUUGGUCAGAGUGAAGAGUUUGGUUGAUCCUCAGAAUUUCCUCAAGAGUGAACAGAGCAUUCCCAUCCUCCAACGUUAG